CACAUCUUCACGAUGCUGAGUCAUCCUAUAUGAUGUCAUGUGACAACCGCCUUCUGAUAUAAAAUCCCCCAACAGCCCCAACGAUCAGAGUCGCUCCACCUGCAAAGGAUUUGAGCGUCUGAUGUCCCAAUGGCAGCUCGACUCCGCCAGUAUGUUGGUGGCUCAUUCUCUGCACAAGAUAAUGCUCCCGAUGAGAGGAGCGGGGGCGAAGACCUGUCUACGAUUCUAGAUCGGCAUCAGCGCGGGGAGCUGACUGUUCUGGUCGCUCAGAUCAUGCUGUCGAUGCGUAAGGCUAUUGUGGAUAAUUUUCAUGCUGCAGCGCCGUUCAAACAUGCAUCAGAGAGCGAAAAGGUCUUGAAGGACCGAGCCAAUAGCCAGGAGGAACCUGCUCCUGAUCCAGAACAGCAGGCUUCUCCUGGCCCAAAACAAUCCAUCCGGAGGAAACCCGUCGCACAGUCCGCACAAUCUGCGCCGUCUGCACCAUCUGCGAUCACUGCCGAAGACAUCAAGGCCGAAGCAGAGACCCUUCGACACUUUGAUGACUGGAGAGAUUCCGUUCUCCUCCGAAUCGGUGAGGUUGUCAAUAAAGACAAUGAGACCGACGGGCGGGAGCGGAAAGCCUCCGAUGCCAGACCGGUGUCGCAGCAAAGCUCCAUCAGUACAAAGGAAACCAGGUCUGCUAGAUUGCGAGAGCUCUUCCCGCCCACGGAGACCGAACUUGCCGAACUUCCAGAACCAGCAAGAUUGUUAAUCCUCCAUUCCCUUCUCCUGCUGUUGCUAAGUCUCAAACACUACAGCGCUUAUUCACGCGUUCUUUUGUUAAAUGUCGCUUCUAGCCUAGGUCUAUCCCUGCAAGUUCUCAACGAGGACGAGAUCAAAGUCUCCCGAGGGUUGCUCACCGCAGCCAAGGAAAUGGAGGCGACUGAAGAAGCGAAGCAAAGAGCAGAGAAGAGCAGCAACGCCAGAAAGUGGAAGGUUGGGAUUGCGUCAGUCGCGGGUGCGGCUCUUAUCGGUCUCACUGGAGGUCUGGCUGCGCCGCUGGUUGCUGCAGGCAUUGGUACAGUUAUGGGUGGUUUGGGACUGGGCGCUACGGCAGCAGCGGGCUAUUUGGGUGCCCUGGCUGGGAGCAGUGUCAUUGUUGGCGGUCUUUUCGGUGCCUAUGGUGGUCGGAUGACUGGGAAGAUGAUGGAUAAUUAUGCUCGCGAGGUUGAGGAUUUUGCGUUCAUCCCGACUCGGGGCACCCGGAAACGCUUCCUGCGAGAAAGUGAAGCUGCUAAAGAGGAUCGUCGUCUCCGAGUCACCAUUGGCGUCAGUGGCUGGGCCCAUGAAGAAGAUGACAUUGUCAUCCCGUGGCGGGUGAUUGGCAAAGACUCGGAAACCUUUGCUCUCCGCUGGGAGCUUAAGAGCCUCCUGAAGCUUGGAAAUGCGAUCUCAGCCUUCGUGACCAGUGCGGCAUGGUCGUUUGCAGGCAAAGAGAUCCUAUCUCGGACUGUAUUCGCCGGCAUUAUGAGUGCCGUUAUGCUACCUGUCGGUCUUCUGAAGAUCGCCAGUGUGGUCGACAAUCCUUUCAGCGUGGCCAAAUCUCGGGCAGAUAAAGCCGGAGAAGUCCUCGCUGACGCUCUGAUUAACAAAGCUCAGGGUGAACGUCCCGUCACGCUUAUCGGUUAUUCGCUAGGCUCCAGAGUGAUCUACAGCUGUCUCCAAAGUCUGGCCAAGAGACACGCCUACGGCUUAGUCGAGAGUGCUAUCCUGAUGGGCUCGCCCGUUCCAUCUGAUACACGACAAUGGCGACGAAUGCGAACCGCAGUUAGUGGGCGACUUGUAAACGUCUUUUCCGAAAAGGAUGCCGUUCUAGGGUUCCUGUACCGCGGUGCCAGCAUCCAACUUGGUGUCGCCGGUCUCCAGCGCGUCCAAGGCCUACCAGGAGUCGAGAAUGUCAAUGUCAGCGACAUCGUCAGCGGCCAUCUACGCUACCAAUACCUCAUCGGCAAGAUUCUCUCAACGAUCGGCUUCGACGAGAUCGACGCAGCAGAAGUCGAGAAGGAAGAAAUCGCCCUGAAGGCUCGUGACGCAGAAGAAGAGCGCGCACGCGCUCAUAACGAACAGCGCGCUAAAGCCGAAGGAGAUGAAAAGCAGACCGCUAUCACUGCUGAAGAAACCGCCAGGCUGGAAAGUCAGGUCGAGGAACGCACAGAGCAGCAUUAUAUGCAUCACAAGAUGCAUCGGAUAGAACUAUAUGAUAACGAGGAAGGAGACGAUGUAGGAAAGGGAGGGCAUACAGCACUGCCAUUUCCUCCCUCGGGUCAUUAGUCUAUCUCCUAGAAGUUUCUGUGAUCGAGCCUGCUACCUUUAGCGCUUUUUGUAUUAGAAUGGGCAUGGCAUUAGAUGGAAUGAAGACAACCCCUUCUCUUGUACUUUUCAUACGAUUCCUAAUGAACUGAUACUGGAUUAAACGUUCCAUGGACAGCAUAUUGCUCAGAUGACACCUGAUAUCUGAAGUCUUCACGAGA
Molecule: messenger RNA, 2510 nt
Organism: Paecilomyces variotii
Lineage: Eukaryota; Fungi; Ascomycota; Eurotiomycetes; Eurotiales; Thermoascaceae
Exons: 1
Coding region: 130-2310 (726 amino acids)
Source: RefSeq, a predicted model, not a curated record